This is a messenger RNA of Cololabis saira (Pacific saury), 1649 nucleotides long. RefSeq names its product thioredoxin reductase 2, tandem duplicate 2 (gene txnrd2.2). Gene Ontology annotation, molecular function: flavin adenine dinucleotide binding; glutathione-disulfide reductase (NADPH) activity; thioredoxin-disulfide reductase (NADPH) activity. Lineage: Eukaryota; Metazoa; Chordata; Actinopteri; Beloniformes; Belonidae. Gene Ontology annotation, cellular component: mitochondrion; cytosol. The transcript is spliced from 17 exons. Gene Ontology annotation, biological process: cell redox homeostasis; glutathione metabolic process; cellular response to oxidative stress. The record is from RefSeq and is a predicted model, not a curated record. The coding region runs from base 185 to 1465 and encodes 426 amino acids.
AGGAAAGUAUGACUACGACCUGGUGGUUGUUGGCGGAGGUUCAGGAGGCCUCGCCUGCUCCAAAGAAGCUGCUCAGCUGGGACAGAAGGUCGCCGUACUGGAUUAUGUGGAACCUUCUGCUAAAGGCACCAAGUGGGGUCUUGGAGGAACGUGUGUCAACGUGGGCUGCAUCCCUAAGAAGCUGAUGCACCAGGCUGCUCUCCUCGGGUCAGCAGUGAAGGAAGCUCAGAAAUACGGCUGGCAGAUGUCGGGGACCAUCUCUCAUGAUUGGGCCGCCAUGGCAGGAGCCAUUCAGAACCACGUCAGGUCUCUGAACUGGGGGCACAGAGUCCAGUUACAGGACAAGAAGGUGAAAUAUCUGAACCUGAAAGGAAGUCUGGUGGACGAACACACAGUUAGAGGCCGUUCUAAAGCAGGAAAAGAGACACUCAUGACGGCGAAGAACAUCGUGAUCGCCACAGGUGGACGGCCCAAGUUCCCCACAAACGUCCCUGGAGCGAUGGAGCACGGUAUUACCAGCGAUGACAUAUUCUGGCUGAAGAAGUCUCCGGGAAAAACACUCGUGGUCGGAGCCAGUUAUGUGGCUCUGGAGUGUGCAGGUUUCCUCACAGGCAUCGGCUUGGACACCACGGUGAUGGUUCGCAGCAUCGCGCUCCGCGGUUUUGAUCAGCAAAUGGCCGGUCUGGUGACGGACUACAUGGAGGGAUACUCCACCAAGUUUCUGUGGAAAUCUGUCCCUAAGAGAGUGGAGCGUCUCUCGUCAGGAGCCGUCCAGGUGACGUGGACCGACGCCCAGACGGGCGGCGAGCACAGAGACGCCUACGACUCGGUGCUGUGGGCCGUGGGUAGAGCUCCUGAAACCAGAGCCCUCGGCCUGGACCGGCUCGGCGUGCACGUCCACCCGGAGACGGGGAAGAUAAUCGUGGGCGCUGAUGAAUCCACGUCGGUGCCAAACAUCUUUGCUUUCGGUGACAUCGGCGAGGGCCGUCCCGAGCUGACCCCGACGGCCGUUAAAGCAGGAAAGCUGCUCGCUCUCAGACUGGCCGGCCGGAGCGCCGAGCUCAUGAACUACGACAACGUGCCCACGACGGUGUUCACCCCUCUGGAGUACGGAUGUGUCGGUCUGUCCGAGGAGGAGGCGGAGAAACGGCACGGGAAAGACGGGAUUGAGGUGUUUCAGGCCUUCUAUAAACCUCUAGAGUUCACCGUGGCGGAGCGAGACGCCAGCCAGUGUUACAUAAAGGUGAUUUGUGAGCGUGGUGGCGACCAGAAGAUCCUGGGCCUGCACUUCACCGGUCCCAACGCCGGCGAGGUCACGCAGGGAUUCUCUCUGGGACUGCAGUGCGGGGCGACAUAUUCUCACCUCCUGCAGACGGUAGGAAUCCACCCGACCAGCGCUGAGGAGCUGGUGAAGAUCCACAUCACCAAGCGCUCUGGUCUGGACGCCACCGUCACCGGCUGCUGAGGUUAAAGCGCCUCGGCCCUUGAGCACGCUGGGAAUCUCACAGGGAAUCUCCCAGAGUCUCACAGGCCGAGGUGCUGACUGAAGGACCCUGACCUCCGCUCAGCAGGAACAGCUUGACUCCAUCACUCGCAGCUCCGCGGGCUCACGUGCUCCUUGUGCUCCGGCCUGCAGGGGAAGAGGAGAG